Ascochyta rabiei is the source of this 288-nucleotide messenger RNA. Its product is annotated as P-type Cu(2+) transporter. The coding region runs from base 1 to 288 and encodes 95 amino acids. The record is from RefSeq and is a predicted model, not a curated record. The transcript has a single exon. Lineage: Eukaryota; Fungi; Ascomycota; Dothideomycetes; Pleosporales; Didymellaceae.
AUGUUCAUUGGGGACGGGACCAACGACGCAGUGGCUCUUGCGCAAGCCACGAUUGGAGUACACAUGUCGAGCGGUACAGAUAUUGCGCAAUCGGCUGCAGACAUCGUCUUGGUGCGUUCUGAUCUAAUGGAGUUUUAUUUACAACCUGAUUGCAGUGUUGCUUGGUGCAGGCGCGUUCGUAAGUCUACGCAUCCCACCAGAGUUUGCCGGACUGGGCGAACUAGUCAGCGUAUUGCCCGUCAUUAUUGCGGCGGUUCUCCUGAGGGGGUCGAGGUUCUGAAGAUGUGA